UUUUUUUCCUUUUUUUUUUUUCAUCUUGUUCAAACAUUGAUCUCAUCAUUAAUACAUUGUAUAUCUCACCCUUUCCUUAACAAGUCUUUUUUUUUUUAAAAAAAAAAUACAUACAUAUACACCUCAUACACUUCCUCGAGUUAUCUAUUCUCAAGUUCACUUUUUUUUACUUUCUUAUCUGUAACUCUUAUCCAACGAUCGCUUUACCAUGUCCACUACAGCAACUGUACAAAAACGAAAAUUGGUGAUUGUCGGUGAUGGUGCCUGUGGAAAAACGUCAUUAUUAACAGUAUUUGCUCAGGGCAGGUUCCCUUCGGGUCAUGUUCCUACAGUGUUUGACAGUUAUGUUAAAGACUUUGAUGUAGAUGGGAAUCAUGUAGAAUUGGCUUUAUGGGAUACAGCAGGACAAGAAGAUUAUGAUCGAUUACGACCACUUUCCUAUCCGGAUACCAAUGUGAUCUUGAUUGCAUUUGCUACUGAUUUACCUGAUUCUCUUGACAACAUUACUGAAAAGUGGUUACCUGAAGUAAAGAAACAUUGUCCAGAUCAACCUUAUCUUUUGGUAGCAUGUAAAAGUGACUUGCGAAAUGAUCCUUUGACAAUUGAUGAAUUAAAGAAAAUAAAUGCAGCACCAGUGUCUAGUGAACAAGGCAUGGCGAUGGCUACUGCAAUCAAGGCCUAUGGUUAUGUAGAAUGUUCUUCCAAAAACAACCAAGGUGUAGUGAAUGUCUUUGAAGAAGCUGUCCGUGCAACCAACUCCAAAUCUUCCUUUGAUCAAAAUAACUCGAAAAAGAAAAAGGAUUGUAUAGUUAUGUAGUUUUUUUUUUUAUACACUCUCUUGCUUAGUAUAGUUUGCGUAUAUCAAUCAUUUUUUCUUAUUCCCUUCCUCUCUCUCUCUCUCUCUCUCUCUUUCUGCUUUGCUCUAUCACUUGUAUUUUGUAUAUCCAAAAAUAAUAAACUUUUUUUUAAAAAUAUA
Molecule: messenger RNA, 976 nt
Organism: Halteromyces radiatus
Lineage: Eukaryota; Fungi; Mucoromycota; Mucoromycetes; Mucorales; Cunninghamellaceae
Product: GTP-binding protein rho5
Exons: 5
Coding region: 209-817 (202 amino acids)
Biological process (GO): small GTPase-mediated signal transduction
Molecular function (GO): GTP binding; GTPase activity
Source: RefSeq, a predicted model, not a curated record